UCCAAAACUACACACAUGAGACAUUUCCUCUUUCUUCUGUGCGCUGCCUAUCUGCAGUGAGUGAUGAAGCGGUAGCAGAGUAUGCAGCAACUCGACAAAUUUACCUUUUGCUAGAAAUAAAGGAAUAUUAACACGUCGACAGGAUGCUUCGGGUGGUUGUGGAAUCUGCAAGCAAACUCCCCAAAAGCAGCUUUGGAACACCGGAUCCAAUAACCACUGUUUAUUUCAAGGAUGAAAAGAAGAAAACCAAAUCAAUUAAUAGUAAUUUAAAUCCUGUUUGGAAUGAGGUCCUUGAAUUUGACCUAAAGGGUUUACCUCUGGAUUCCUCCUCAUUCAUCACUGUUACAGUCAAAGAUUUUGAAACCAUCGGAAAAGACAAGUUUAUUGGUUCCACAAAAAUCUUCCUAAAGGAUUUAGCAAGUGGUCAAGUGAAGACCCUUCCUUCCAAGAAUUUGGCUCUCCUGAAUGAAAAAAGUCAACCAAUUGGAGGAACAAUUGACCUUGUAAUUGCGUAUGAACCACCGCCAUCUGCUGCUCUUCCUAAUCCAAAUGACCCGUCAGGCAACUCUCAGGAUGUUGGAGGUACAGCUGGAGGUGGUGAUGAAGGCGAUGAAGAGUGUGUUGAUGGUGGGGGAGGUGUUCCAUCAUCGCCCUCUGCUGGACAGCCCGGGAACCAGCUCCAGAAGAGGCUUGGAAGUAGCAAGAAAAACCGCAGAAUCCUAUCCAACAAACCACAGGAUUUCCAGAUCCGUAUUAGAGUCAUUGAGGGUCGACAGUUACCUGGAAACAACAUUAAGCCCGUAGUGAAGGUUAAUGUCUGUGGUCAGACACACAGAACAAGGAUUCGAAGGGGGAACAAUCCCUUUUUUGAUGAGAUUUUCUUCUACAAUGUUAACAUGUUGCCAUCAGAGCUCUUUGAUGAAUACAUAAGCAUAAGGGUAUAUGAUGCAUAUUCUUUGAGAGCAGACAGCCUCAUGGGGGAAUUCAAGCUCGAUGUUGGGUAUGUCUAUGAUGAACCUGGUCACACUGUUAUGAGAAAGUGGCUGCUUCUCAAUGACCCGGAUGAUUCCACCUCAGGAGCGAAAGGAUACCUCAAAGUCAGCAUGUUCGUCGUUGGGACUGGAGAUGAGCCACCGGUGGAGAACAGGGACACAGAUGGAGACCAGGAUGACAUUGAAAGCAAUCUACUGCUGCCUGCAGGGGUCUCGCUGCGAUGGGUCACUUUCAUGCUAAAGCUGUACAGAGCAGAGGAUAUUCCACAGAUGGACGAUGCAUUUGUGCAAAGUGUGAAGGAGAUGUUUGGAGCUGAGAGUAACAAGAAGAACCUUGUAGAUCCGUUUGUAGAAGUCUGCUUUGCAGGCAAAAAAAUUUGCAGUAAGAUAAUAGAGAAGACUGCAAAUCCAGAUUGGAACCAAGUCAUCAACCUACAGGUCAAGUUUCCCUCGAUGUGUGAUAGAAUACGACUGACUGUUUUUGACUGGGAUCGAUUGACAAGGAAUGAUGCUGUUGGAACAACAUACUUAAAUCUUUCCAAAAUAGCAUCAUCCGGUGGGGAACUUGAAGACUCAUCUUCGGGAUAUGGGGCUUCUCCAGCAUCUGAAGCUGCAAAUACUGAAUCGGACGUGGGAUUUUUGCCAGCCUUUGGACCUUGUUAUGUAAACCUGUACGGGAGUCCGAGAGAAUUUACUGGGUUCCCUGAUCCUUAUGAAGAUUUAAACUAUGGGAAGGGCGAAGGGGUUGCCUACCGUGGCAGAGUGCUGGUUGAACUCGCAACCAAACUGGAUGGUAAAGCUGACAAAAAGAUCGAUGACAUUCCCAAUGAUGACAUCUUGGUGGUGGAGAAAUACCAGCGUAGACGAAAGUACAGCAUGUCUGCUGUGUUUCAUACAGCUAAUAUGCUGCAGGAUGUGGGGGAGCCGAUUAAGUUUGAAGUUAGCAUUGGAAACUAUGGCAACAUAUUUGAUUCCACUUGCAAGCCACUGGCUUCCACAACUCAAUUUAGCUGUGCAGUGUUUGAUGGUAACUUCUACUAUUACUUGCCAUGGUCCAACAUUAAGCCAGUUGUUAUACUCACUUCGUACUGGGAGGACAUCAGUCACAGGAUGGACGCUGUAAACAUUAUUCAGAACAUGACCGACCGACUGCAAAAUAACAUUUGUAGUUUGAAAACGGCCCUGCUGGCUAAAGUUUCAGAUACCCGUCUGGCAGAGAUAUGGCUGAAGCUUGUCAAUCAGGUCAUAGAGGAUCUUGACAGUAAUCCUGUGCCAGAACUGGAGGGAAAAGCCAACCUUACCUCCCUUGACAUUCAGAUCAGGAAGAUGAGGGUGAACGCACUCAAGUUCAUUAAAGAUUCUGCCAUCCGGAUGAGAGAAGAGGCCAUCGAUGUGAAGGCCACCUUGAUGGAGAUUGAGAACUGGCUGGAGAGAAUGACUGGGCUAGUUGAUGAGCCUCAAAACAGCAUGCCUGACGUGAUCAUUUGGAUGUUGCGUGGAGAGAAGAGGGUGGCGUAUGCACGCAUUCCAGCUCACCAGAUCAUGUACUCGACCACCAGUGAACAGGCUUGUGGCAAAUACUGUGGAAAGAUUCAGACCAUUUUUAUGCAGUAUCCAAUGGACAAAACCAAAGGAAUCAAACUGCCAGUUCAGUUACGAGUCAACAUGUGGCUUGGACUGUCUGCCCAUGAAAAUAAGUUUAAUAGCUUUGCAGAAGGAACCUUCAGUGUGUUUACAGAAAUGUAUGAAAACCAAGCCCUUGUUUUUGGAAAAUGGGGCACCACAGGUCUUGUGGGACGCCACAAGACUUCUGAUGUCACCGGGAAGAUCAAGCUGAAAAGGGAAAACUUCAUGCCUCCGAAGGGCUGGGAAUGGGAGGGAGACUGGUUUGUGGACCCAGAGAGAAGUUUGCUGACAGAAGCUGAUGCUGGUCAUACAGAAUUUACAGAUGAGGUUUUCCAGAAUGAGACCAGGUAUCCUGGAGGAGAGUGGAAACCAGCAGAGGAGCCCUACACAGAUGUGAAUGGUGAGAAGGCACAGAAUCCCAGCCAGAUUGAGUGCCCCCCUGGUUGGAAGUGGGAGGAAGCCUGGAGUUUUGACAUCAACAGAGCCGUGGAUGAAAAUGGCUGGGAGUAUGGCAUAACCAUACCCCCUGAUAGCAAACCCAAAUCCUGGGUGCCAGCAGAAAAGAUGUACCACAUCCACCGACGAAAGAGGAUGGUACGACCACGCAAGAAGGAGUCAAAGGCCAGUACUUCAGAGAAAAUGGCCGCUCCACUGGGUGAUCCAGAGGGCUGGGAAUACUCUUCCCUUAUUGGUUGGAACUUCCACAGGAAGCAGCGGACAGCAGAUACCUUCCGACGCAGGCGCUGGAGGAGGAAGAUGGCUCCGUCAGACCGCCUUGGUGCCUCUGCCAUCUUUAAACUUGAAGGAGCACUAGGAACUGACAUGUCUGAUGCAGAUGAGAAAGGAAAAAGCAGCGAUAGUGCAACUUCCACGUUUGGUGCAAACACUCCCACAGUUUCCUGCAAUUUUGACAGGCCUUUUGUUUAUCAUCUUCGAGUCUAUGUUUACCAGGCCAGAAAUCUUUUGGCUUUGGAUAAAGAUAGCUUUUCAGAUCCGUACGCUCAUGUAUCGUUUCUGCAUCUGAGUAAAACCACAGAGACAGUUCCUGCCACCCUUAAUCCAACCUGGGACCAGACCCUGAUCUUCAAUACUGUUGAGAUCUAUGGGGACCCUCAGGCAGUAGCCCAGAACCCACCCAAUGUGGUUUUCGAGCUGUUUGAUAAAGACCAAGUGGGUAAAGAUGAAUCCCUGGGCAGAAGCGUGUGCCCUCCUCUAGUAAGACUCAACCCAGAAACAGGCGUGAGCCCGAGGCUGCUCUGGUAUCCUGUUAUGCACGGAGACAAGAAAAGUGGAGAUCUUCUUGUGGCUGCUGAGCUUAUAAUGAAGGACAAGCCUGAUGGGUCAAAUCUGCCUAUAGUUCCCCCAAAACGAGCAGCAAAACUCUACAUGGUGCCCCAGGGUAUCAGACCAGUGGUCCAGCUCACAGGCAUUGAGGUUCUGACAUGGGGUUUGAGAAACAUGAAAAACUUCCAACUAGCAGCUGUCUCUUCUCCAAGUCUCAUUGUGGAGUUCGGUGGGGAAAUUGUUCAGUCAGCAGUCAUCAAGAACAUUCGGAAGAAUCCCAACUUUCCAGGAUCAGUGCUCUUCUUUAAAGUGCUUCUUCCAAAAGAAGAAAUGUACACCCCUCCCAUAGUGAUUAAAGUGAUUGACCACCGUCCAUUUGGACGGAAACCCAUCGUGGGACAGUGUACCAUAGACUCACUGGAGGCGUUCCGCUGUGACCCCUACACCGCCACAGCAGAGGUUGCAAUGUCCUCAAAAGUGGCACUCAUGGCUGCCCCUCGAGAUGUAGCCAUUGACAUAGAGGAUAGAAGGCCAUUACUGGAAGCUCAGUUUGUGUACAGUAUGUCGACAGCUGUCAACAAAAUGGCCACCACAACAAUACGCCUUCAAGCAGAAAGGGAAAAGGAAACCGUUGAUUGGUGGAGUAAGUUUUACUCCUCUCUUGGGGAACAUGAGAAGUGUGGGCCAUACCUCCAGAAAGGCUAUGACACUUUGAAGAUCUUUCAUACUGAGUUAGAGAACGUUCCAGAAUAUAAGGGGUUAACAGACUUCUGUGACACCUUCAAGCUGUACAGGGGAAAAUCAGGGGAAGAUGAUGAAGAUCCUUCAGUAGUGGGAGAGUUUAAGGGUUUGUUCAAGAUCUAUCCCUUGUCCGAUGACCCUAGUGUCCCCGCGCCCCCUCGUCAGUUCAGGGAGUUGCCUGACAGCGCACCCCAAGAGUGCAUCGUCAGAAUUUACAUCAUUAGAGCCAUAGACCUGCAGCCCAAAGACAACAAUGGCUUGUGUGAUCCGUAUAUAAAAAUUGCUUUGGGUAAGAAAGUUGUGGAAGACAGAGAUCACUAUAUCCCUAACACCGUGAACCCAGUGUUUGGAAGAAUGUUUGAACUUACCUGCUUCAUCCCUCAAGAGAAAGACCUGAAGAUUUCGGUUUAUGACUAUGACCUGUUGAGCCGUGAUGAGAAAGUAGGGGAGACGGUUAUUGACCUGGAAAAUCGUUUGCUUUCUCACUUUGGUUCAUAUUGCGGAAUACCACAGACCUACUGCACCUCAGGAGUCAAUCAGUGGCGUGAUCAAAUGAAACCAUCUCAGAUACUGCAAAAUCUCUCCAGACUGAGAGGAAUCCCUCCACCGGUUAUCGCAGAGAAUGGCAAAACACUGUCCCAUGCAGGGCGUGAAUAUACAAUGGAUGAAUUUGAGACCAGCAAAAAAAUCCACCAACACCUGGGCCCACCAAAUGAGCGCCUGGCUCUGCAUGUCUUGAGAACACAGGGGCUGGUUCCUGAGCAUGUGGAGUCCAGGACACUCUACAGCUCUUUUCAGCCCACACUCUCACAGGGAAUUCUUCAAAUGUGGGUUGACGUGUUCCCAAAGAGCCUUGGUCUCCCUGGACCUCCAUUCGACAUCACACCUCGCAAACCUAAAAAGUUUUUUCUGCGUGUUAUAAUUUGGAACACAGCAGAGGUCAUUCUGGAUGAAACCAGCAUCACAGGAGAAGAAAUGAGUGACAUCUAUGUUAAAGGGUGGAUGCCAGGCAUGGAAGAAAAUAAGCAGAAGACAGAUGUCCACUUCAGGUCACUUGAUGGGGAUGGGAAUUUCAACUGGAGGUUUGUGUUCCCAUUCGAAUACCUGCCAGCCGAACAACUGUGCCUGGUUUCCAGAAAGGAACAUUUCUGGAGCCUUGACAAAAGUGAAUUCCGGACACCUGCAAAGCUGAUUAUUCAAAUUUGGGACAAUGAUAAAUUCUCUUUGGAUGAUUACUUAGGUACACUUGAACUGGAUUUGAACAAACUAACACCUCCUGCCAAAACCCCACAGAAGUGCCACUUGGAAAUGAUCACUGACAUCAAGGGGCCUGCCUCAAACAAAUCUCCCCAGGAUACCUCUCUCUUCACACAAAAAUCAGUGAGGGGCUGGUGGCCGUGUAUGUCAGAGGUGGAUGGAAAACGAACCCUAACUGGUAAAGUUGAAAUGACCCUGGAGAUUGUCACUGAGAAAGAGGCUGAGGAAAGGCCUGCUGGGAAGGGUAGAGAUGACCCCAACAUGAAUCCAAAGCUGGAUCCUCCGAACCGACCAGAAACGUCCUUUUUGUGGUUCACUAAUCCGUGCAAGACGAUGAAGUUCAUUGUGUGGCGCAGAUUUAAAUGGGUCUUCAUUGGCAUUAUCAUUUUAAUACUUGUGCUGCUUUUCCUGGGAAUACUGUUCUAUUCAUUACCGAACUACAUUUCAAUGAAAAUUGUGAAACCCUAAAUCCUAAGAAAAGGAAAGAGUGAAACUCUUCGACAGAAUGAAUGACAUGUGCUGCUCUCCUGAGCCUGAACCUCUGUGGACACUAGAAUUGUUUUUGGUUUGGUUGUGUUUUUUUUUUUUUUUUUUUUCUUCAGGCAGUAGCUAAAGCAAUCAAAACCCUUAUUCUUUUAGUUUUGCAACAGAUUCUGAGUUUAGAGACAGUACUAAAUUGGGAGUAAGAGAAUACAUUGAGAUAUAUUUACUUCUAUUCUUAUGGUAAAUGGGUUUGUACGUUUAAACUGAAUUAUUAUUGGGUUGGCUUUUUAUUCCUAACAGGGCAAUUGGAAUAAGCAAUGUCAGUGACCCCUAAAUCAAGUAAGCCUUCUACUGUAUGUGGUGAGGAGAGUGUAAAGUGUAGCUAGCUCUGUUGGUUUUGCACUUUUAAAAGAAAACUACUAAUUUAGCUUUUCAUUUUUGUGACAACCACACAAUUUCUGCUACAUAUACCUGUAUAUUUGGUGUUUUGCAUAGUCCAUUAAUGUCUGACAUUUUCUGUAUUGGCACCGUGUAAAAAGAGUGAAAAACCAACAAUGGCAGAAAAAUACCUGUAGAGAUUUCCGAGGACCAAAUGUUUAGUGUAAUCUUAAACAAGUGACUUUAAGGUGAAAAACACUAACAUCUGGUUUCACAGAUCCCAUUUGGUGCUACUUUGGGCUACCUUACCUAUCAUAAAAUUAGGUGGUCCAGGAUUAGUGCUAUCAUAGCCUGUGCAACCAGUCAUAUAAAUAAUUGAUGCACCCACCUUUUUUUAUUUGCUUUCACAUUUUAAAUAUUUGACUGCACUGCAUUUUGUAGCAGAACCUUCCCUAAUAAUGUCAACCUACUGUGUGUUAUAAUGAAAGGCAAUUGCAUUUUCCACAUUAACUACUGCGUGUCGGCUCAAAGCUAACCUCUACUGGCAGGUGGUGUAUGAGGAAUGCUGACGUUACUCAAAAGCAACAGAAUUAAGAUUCUCGUUUAGUAGCAUAAAUGCUCAUAAAGGUUCAUACUGGAACACAGAGUAUAUUUUUUAAUAAAGCAUUACUGUUUAACAUGAACAUCACCACACAGUGCUAAGAUGGAUUGAGUACCAUGUAUUUUCUAAGAGUUUAAAAGAUUCACACAUACAGCUUGUGGGGUGUGUGUAAAUAUAAAAAAUCACCAAAUGUAAGAAACCACUACAUAUCUACACUGUACUACAUCUUUACACUGAAUGUUAUAUCCAGAAAGCACCACAGAGACGUUUACAAUUAAUUCCUGAUGCGUUUAAGUUCACACAUGAUUGUUUUUAUCACACAUGGGAGGUUGCACUGUGUUAUAUUGUACUACCCACAUGCCAAGAUUCUGACAAUUAAAUACAGGAUGGGGGCGAACUGAUAGAUUUACUUAUCACAGUGUUCUGAAACAAAAGGAAAGUAAGUCAUUUCUGGCAUUCCUUCCUGCCAGUGAUUUUUCUCCAAUGGCAAAACACCGAAGGACAAUUGAAGCCCAAUAUUUAAAAAUGAAAUGUUGAAUGUAUUUCCUACAUUGAUUUAAAAUGCUUAACUGCUGUGUUUGCCUGCUCUGGGGGCCUCUCAAUUGCAAUGCCCAAUAUAGCUGCCAGGAUACUGAAUGUUUCAAUUGCUGAAAGUUUUCAAAUUAGAUUUCUUUUUUUUUUUUUUUUUAAAUA
Molecule: messenger RNA, 8055 nt
Organism: Polyodon spathula (Mississippi paddlefish)
Lineage: Eukaryota; Metazoa; Chordata; Actinopteri; Acipenseriformes; Polyodontidae
Product: myoferlin-like
Exons: 55
Coding region: 144-6368 (2074 amino acids)
Biological process (GO): plasma membrane organization
Cellular component (GO): membrane
Source: RefSeq, a predicted model, not a curated record